CGCGCGCUCCCCCGACCCCGGCCCCAGCUGAGCGGGCCCCCGCCGGGCCCAUGGGCGGCGCGGCAGAGUGGGCGCGCUGAGCGCGGCUCAGGUCCCCUGUGCGUCCGGGAGGCGAGCGUGAGCGAGGUCUGGUGCCAUGCCCAGUCGCUUGGAACCCUAGGCCACACCCUGGCCUUCGAAGCAGCCCCCGCUCGCUCUGGGGGUCUCCCCUCCACACUGCCCACUGCCACGCCAUGGCCGGGGACCGGCUCCCUCGGAAGGUGAUGGACGCCAGGAAACUGGCCAGCCUGCUGCGGGGCGGGCCCGGGGGGCCGCUGGUCAUCGACAGCCGCUCCUUUGUGGAGUACAACAGCGGGCACGUGCUCAGCUCUGUCAACAUCUGCUGCUCCAAGCUGGUGAAGCGGCGGCUGCAGCAGGGCAAGGUGACCAUCGCCGAGCUGAUCCAGCCCGCCGUGCGCGGCCAGGUGGAGGCCGCAGAGCCGCAGGACGUGGUGGUCUAUGACCAGAGCACCCGGGACGCCAGCGUGCUGGCCGCAGACAGCUUCCUCUCCAUCCUGCUCAGCAAGCUGGACGGCUGCUUUGACAGUGUGGCCAUCCUCACGGGGGGCUUUGCCACCUUCUCCUCCUGCUUCCCUGGCCUCUGUGAGGGCAAGCCUACUGCCCUGCUGCCCAUGAGCAUCUCCCAGCCCUGUCUGCCCGUGCCAAGCGUGGGCCUGACCCGCAUCCUGCCCCAUCUGUACCUGGGCUCUCAGAAGGACGUCCUGAACAAGGAUCUGAUGACCCAGAACGGGAUCAGCUAUGUCCUCAACGCCAGCAGCUCCUGCCCCAAGCCCGACUUCAUCUGUGAGAGCCGCUUCCUGCGCAUCCCCAUUAAUGACAACUACUGUGACAAGCUGCUGCCCUGGCUGGACAAGUCCAUCGAGUUCAUCGAUAAAGCCAAGCUGUCCAGCUGCCAAGUCAUCGUCCACUGUUUGGCCGGCAUCUCCCGCUCUGCCACCAUUGCCAUCGCGUAUAUCAUGAAGACCAUGGGCAUGUCCUCAGACGACGCCUACAGGUUCGUGAAGGACCGGCGCCCGUCCAUCUCGCCCAACUUCAACUUCCUGGGCCAGCUGCUGGAGUAUGAGCGCAGCCUGAAACUGCUGGCCGCCCUGCAGGGCGACGGGGCUUCCCACCCGGGGACCCCGGAGCCCCUCCCAGGCCCUGCGGCCCCACUGCCACCGCUGCCACCACCUACCUCAGAGAGCGCUGCCACCGGGAGCGCAGCGGCUGCUGCAGCCAGGGAGGGCGCCCAGACGGCAGGGGGCGAGGCCCUGGCCCCAGCCCCUGCCACCAGCGCGCUGCAGCAGGGCCUGCGGGGCCUGCACCUCUCCUCCGACCGCCUGCAGGACACCAACCGCCUCAAGCGCUCCUUCUCGCUGGACAUCAAGUCGGCCUACGCCCCCAGCCGGCGGCCCGACCACCCCGGGCCCCCGGACCCCGGCGAGGCCCCCAAGCUCUGCAAGCUGGACAGUCCUUCGGGGGGUGCGCUGGGCCUGCCCUCGCCCAGCCCCGACAGCCCGGACUCGGCGCCGGAGACGCGCCCGAGGCUCCGCAGGCGGCCCAGGCCUCCAGCCGGCUCCCCCGCGCGCUCCCCCGCCCACGGCCUCCUGAACUUCGGCGACGCCCCCCGGCAGACUCCGCGGCACGGCCUCUCGGCCCUGUCGGCGCCCGGGCUGCCUGGCCCCGGCCAGCCGGCCGGCCCUGGGGGCUGGGCGCCACCGCUCGACUCCCCGGGCACGCCGUCGCCCGACGGGCCCUGGUGCUUCAGCCCCGAGGGCGCGCAGGGCGCGGGCGGCGCGCGAUUCGCACCCUUCGGCCGGGCUGGCGGGCAGGGCGCGGGCGGUGGCGACCUGCGGCGGCGGGAGGCGGCGAGGCCCGAGGCCCGGGACGCGAGGACCGGCUGGCCGGACGAGCCGGCCCCGGAGACGCAGUUCAAGCGCCGGAGCUGCCAGAUGGAGUUCGAGGAGGGCAUGGUGGAGGGGCGCGCGCGCGGCGAGGAGCUGGCCACCCUGGGCAAGCAGGCCAGCUUCUCCGGCAGCGUGGAGGUCAUCGAGGUGUCCUGACCGCGGCCGGGCGCGGCCUUUCCGCGGGGACCCAGCGCCCCGAGCGCCGUUGCCGCCGUCCGCUCCCUCGGCUGGGCCGCCAGCAGCCGGCCCGCUAUAAAUAUAUAGUAUAUGUAUGGCAAAGAAAGGUAAAUGGUUUUACUGCGAUUUUUAUCGAGAAGUAAAUAUUUCAAUUUUUUUAUUUAUUUGAGCUGUUCAUUCUGGCAAUGAUUUGGCAACACUGCGGGCGGCCCUCGGAGCUCUAUUUUUACUGUCUGGUAUUUAAAUUGAAACCCACGUUUCUAAGCAAUAUGAGGCCACCUUCAGUUGCAGGCUGGGGUGCCAGGCCUGGGGUCCCCUCCACCCGCUCCCCCAGGAAACACUGCUGAUCGAUGCAAAGAGGCUGCUGAGCUUUUGUGCACUUUUUACAUAAGAAAAAGGGGGAAAAAAGGAUAAAAAAAAAACUUUGCCACAAACUGAGCCGCAGAACCUCCCUGCCCAACCCGUCCUCCCCAACCUCUUCCAGCUCCCCUGCUUCUUCCGGGCUCUGCACCAAAGCCAUAGGUGGGAGGCAGUGUCUCAAGGAGCCGGGGUGUGGCGGAGGGGGCACUUCUAGCAGCCUGUCAGCUCCAGGAGCCAAGGCUUGGUGCCACUGAGGGCACCUCCACUGCCCAUCCCCCCAGGCCUGUGGCCUGGCGGGUGUUGAGGGCUUGGGCCUGAGGAGACCGGGGUGUUGAGACGGCUGGGGUGUGGAACAGGGCCGGAGUGCAGUGAAGGGGGCCCCCGGAGUGUCUGAUGAUUUGGGUCCCCAGGGCGGGCUGGAGAUGGAAUGUCUCCACUCCUGCCUGAGCCUGGGUCUAGUUUCACCGGUUCAGAGGAGGCUGCUCCCCUCUCCUCCGCUUCAUGGGUGCCCCCUAGCGCCAGCUGCCAGGUGGGGAACAGCAGGAGGGGGGCUUGGCCCCUGCAGGUGUCAGGCGAGAGGAGCUGGGCCAGCUAGUGCCCACGCCACUGAGCAGAGGGCAGAGGGACUUAGAGGCUUGGUGUGGGCUCUUGUCCCACCCCCCCAGGCCCCCCCAGCCCCAGGCCCCAGGCCAGACCUAGAGUUCAGGAAGGUCCUGCGGGUUGAGGUACCUCCACGAGUGACUGCUUUGCGGAGGAAGCGGGCAGUUAAAUGCCUGUCAAACCCUUUCACUCCUAGAGGGUGAGGCCCUUAGUUUUGGGAGAGCCAUCUCCAGGCAGAUAAAGGUCCCUGAUGUAAGCAGAUGAAGGGGGCCUAUGUCUGCCCCAAGCCCCACAAGGACCUCGGAGGAGAGAGCCCCCCCCCGUACACCCCUUUCCCGGGGAGCUCUCCUCUCUGAAGUCUCCCUGGUAUCUUUGAGGUGACGUGCCAGUCCCCACCCGCAGGUGGCUUUUUGGCCCAGGCGGGCCAGCCUGGGGGUGAGGGCAGAAAAGCCCCAGCCGCCCCCACCCUCUUGGGUCGGUGGGACCCAAGGCUUUGGGAGGCAGGAAUUAACGUCCUCCAACCUGAUGUCCUAGAGAGUCUAGGGGUAGGGGCUGGUCACCUUGGGACUAGGUC
Molecule: messenger RNA, 3657 nt
Organism: Camelus dromedarius (Arabian camel)
Lineage: Eukaryota; Metazoa; Chordata; Mammalia; Artiodactyla; Camelidae
Gene: DUSP8
Product: dual specificity phosphatase 8
Exons: 7
Coding region: 234-2102 (622 amino acids)
Biological process (GO): protein dephosphorylation; negative regulation of MAPK cascade
Cellular component (GO): cytoplasm
Molecular function (GO): MAP kinase tyrosine/serine/threonine phosphatase activity; protein tyrosine/threonine phosphatase activity; MAP kinase tyrosine phosphatase activity
Source: RefSeq, a predicted model, not a curated record